CGGGGUAGAGAGCAGAACCCGGAAGCUGCUAAGGGUGCCGGGGAAGACAACUGCCAGAAAUUCGGAUCACAUUUUCAUCACAUAACUGGUGAAUGAACCCAGCUGGUCUAUAUGUGCAGCCCAAACUGCUGGAAGAAUGACAGAUGACAAGGAUGUACUGCGAGAUGUCUGGUCCGGGCGAAUCCCGACAUGCUUCACGUUAUACCAGGAUGAACUCACUGAAAGGGAAGCUGAACCUUAUUAUCUGCUCCUGCCUCGUGUGAGCUACCUGACCCUGGUAACUGAUAAAGUGAAAAAACACUUUCAGAAAGUUAUGAGGACAGAAGACAUAAGUGAGAUUUGGUUUGAAUUUGAAGACAUUCCUCUGAAAUGGCAUUACCCAAUUGGCUUACUUUUUGAUCUGCAUGCGUCAAACACAUACCUCCCAUGGAGCAUCACUGUCCACUUUAAGAAUUUUCCAUCAAAAGACCUUUUACAUUGCCAGUCCAAAGAUGUGAUUGAAGCACACUUUAUGUCAUCUGUGAAGGAAGCUGAUGUUUUGAAGCACAAAAGUCAAGUCAUAAAUGAAAUGCAGAAGAAAGACCACAAACAACUGUGGAUGGGUUUACAGAAUGAUAAGUUUGACCAGUUUUGGGCAAUAAAUCGAAAACUUAUGGAAUAUUCGCCAGAAGACAGAGGCUUUCGUUACAUACCCUUUCGAAUAUAUCAGGCAAUCAGUGAGCGUCCUUUUGUGCAAAAGCUAUUUCGGCCAUUUGCCAAUGAUGGAAAGCCUCAUACGCUUGGUGAUUUAAUAAAGGAAGUUUGUCCUGCAGCAGUUACACCUGAAGAUGGAGAGAAGAAAUAUCAGGUGAUGAUCCACGGCAUUGAACCUUUGUUGGAGACCCCAUUGCAAUGGCUUAGUGAACAUUUCAGCUAUCCAGACAACUUCCUCCACAUAGCUGUCAUUCCCCAACCCACUGACUGAAGGGCACGUGAUAUACAGAAGCAAAAAAGACCCUCUGACAUGGACAGGAUGUUCCAAGAUCACUUCACUGGCCUUGGGUUGCCAGGGGCCACUUUUCAGAGAACAAGAAGACAGCUUGUCCUUGCAACUCCUUGCAGGCUAUUGCUCUGCAACAACUUGAGCUUUGUCUCCAAUGGAGAAUCUGCUGAAGGCAUUCUGUUGAGUUGUAGCCAAAAAAAGACAUGCCCAAUGUGGGAAUGUGCCUCUCCUGUCUUCUAGUUUGUGGUAACAAAUGUGCUCAAAUAUUAUCCCCACUGACCUCCUGUGUGUGGUUAAGGUUUAGCAUUAAAGGGAAAAAAAAUAUCUUUGGCCUGGUAUGGUAAUACAGAAGUCAGUACUGAAAACGGCACUAAAUGUGUGUUCCAGCUUUACUAAACAUUCAGUUCCAAUAAAGCUGUUCAGUGCUGGUGGAGUACUUGUUUACAAUACAAUUCGAGGUCUAAUAGAGCAUGAGCGACAGAAAACGUCAUCAUCUGUAAAAUAACCUAGAAUGCAAGACUUAUCCGAGCCAACAGUAAUAUCCAUUUAAGCCUGUGAAAACAUAAUGGACUACUUUUUUUUAUGACAGCAGUUUAUGGUAACAAUCUAUAAUCAGUAAAGUGAAACAUGUAAAAGAACAGUACAACAAAAUCUUCAGUUAUCAUUUAUUAAAUGCUAUAGUAUUUCUUUGCAAAUCUGUAUAUUUAUGGUAUGCUGCCAUAUAGGUGAAUUUUUUUUUUUUUUUUUUUGUUGAAGUGUAGAAAGAAGUAUUUGUUAUUUUUUGAUGCAGCUUCAGAUUAAUCUUGAAACCAUGUAGAUCAGAAUGCCUUGUGCAAGUGUUUAUUGGUGGUUGCUGUUGGUUGGAGGCAAUAGGCCAAUAAACAUUGCCCUUCAGGAGAUUAUAGACCUGAUGGCUUAGUUGAACACCUAAUGCACACUCAUGAAGUCUGGUCAUGAAAAUUGAUUGCCCUACAAUUAAAAUAUGAGAAUUAGUCAACCUUGUGUAAUAUGAAUUUCUACAUAUCCAUGAUCAUUUUUUUCAUUUACUGUAUAUAUAAUCCCUUAGAUGGAAUAUGCAGUCAUUUGUGCUUUCAUUUUCUGCUAAAAAGCAGAUAUACAUUAAAUGGGAUGUCCAGGAUUGAAAAAAAAAUGAUCUGCUUGCACAUGCGAUUUUUCCGGUGUUGAAGGUCUAUCCCUCUCACUUUAGCUGGGAUGAGUUGCAAUACCAGAUAGAGCUCAUGGACUAGAUUGGCUCUGUUUCUAGGGGAAAAUGCUGAUCAUGUUUUCUAAUCCCAGACAAACCCUUUAAAAAGAUGAGCCACCUACAAUCCACCAUUUUUCUUCCAUCUUUUAUCAUAUAAAAAAAAAUCUAACUUAUAAACUGUGACACAGUUGCCCAUGGGAACAAUGAACUGACCUUGUUUGCCCUUAUAUUAAAGAAUGUGAUCCUAGCUGCAGUUGCACCUGCACAUUUUGGGGGUCAUUUCUGUUGCACGUCAUGGUGUGGCAGAAUCUGUGACUUCUUCCCUGCUCAGGCCAGGUCUAAAGUGGGCGUGAUGGGGAAGUGGACAGGCCGUCUCAUUCAUCAUUUUCUACACCUGUUUAAGGCCUCAUGCACACGGCCGUUGUUUUGAUCUGCAUCUGAGCCGCAGUUUUGGCGGCUUGAAUGCGGACCCAUUCACUUCAAUGGGGC
Bufo gargarizans (Asiatic toad) is the source of this 2675-nucleotide messenger RNA. It is a transcript of the gene ATG5, whose product is annotated as autophagy related 5. The coding region runs from base 137 to 964 and encodes 275 amino acids. The record is from RefSeq and is a predicted model, not a curated record. Gene Ontology annotation, cellular component: cytoplasm; Atg12-Atg5-Atg16 complex; phagophore assembly site membrane. The transcript has 8 exons. NCBI's taxonomy places the organism in Eukaryota, Metazoa, Chordata, Amphibia, Anura, Bufonidae. Gene Ontology annotation, biological process: nucleophagy; C-terminal protein lipidation; autophagy of mitochondrion.